Messenger RNA from Nothoprocta perdicaria, 1789 nucleotides. RefSeq names its product interferon induced transmembrane protein 10 (gene IFITM10). The coding region runs from base 1 to 849 and encodes 282 amino acids. The transcript is spliced from 3 exons. The record is from RefSeq and is a predicted model, not a curated record. NCBI's taxonomy places the organism in Eukaryota, Metazoa, Chordata, Aves, Tinamiformes, Tinamidae. Gene Ontology annotation, cellular component: plasma membrane.
AUGCCGGGGAGAGGCAGGUGGGCAUCAGGACAAGGGCACCGGGGCUCAGACGUGCGGCAGCUCUGCCACACAGAGAGGCAAAGAGCGGGUUUGGGGGGGCUGCGGGCUGGCUGGCCAGCCCCCGAACCGCCGUCCUUGGCACCUCGGUCCUGUCCACACACCCCCGCCCCCGCCCUCCCCUCCUCCAUCAACUCCAACGUUAAGAAAGCGGAGCCGGAGGCAGUGCUGAGCCGGAUAUGCAGCGGCUCCCCGCAUCCCUCCUUGGGCUUCUACUUUGCCGGCGCGGCGCCCGGUGAGCCCGCGGCCGGCGCCACGGAGCGGGCGCAGGAGCCGCCGCCGGGCCCGCCGUGCCCGCUGGCGGCGGCGGCCUGGGCGCCCCGCGCGGCGCGCGGCCCCCCGCAGGGCUGCUUCGCCUGCAUCGCCAAGCCGCCCGCCCUGCGGCCCCCUUCGCCCGCGCUGGCGCCCGCCGCCGCCGCCGGAUACCUCAUGGAGAGCAGCAGCUGCAAGGGGGACAGCCUGCGGCCGCCCGUGCCCUGCAAGCACCUGGUAGAGAAGAAGACGAUGACCAACCCCACCACGGUGAUCGAGAUCUACCCAGACACCACCGAGGUGAACGAUUACUAUCUGUGGUCCAUCUUCAACUUUGUCUACCUCAACUUCUGCUGCCUUGGCUUCAUCGCUUUGGCCUACUCGCUGAAAGUCCGGGAUAAGAAACUCCUCAAUGACUUAAAUGGAGCAGUUGAAGAUGCCAAGACAGCUCGGCUUUUUAACAUUACCAGCUCGGCCCUUGCCACCUUCUGUAUCAUCCUUAUCUUCAUCUUCCUGCGAUACCCACUCACUGACUACUAGAGCGAGGCCAGCAGCGGCAGCUGCCAAAAUGCCUCCAUGCCGAAAGUGUCUGCAGUUAUUUCCUGUAGCAAGGACGCAAAAACAACAACUACACCUUGAUUGCAAAAAAAAGAGAAAAAAAAAAGAAAAAAGUAAAUACAUAACUAAAAAUUAAAUGAUUUUAUCAGCCUGAUGAAGCAUACCCUUUCUGCCCCUAAACUGUAUGCGAACUGUAGGAAAGGGUUUCACUUGUACAUUUAUACAGGGAGAAAAAUAUCUAUUUCAUAAUAAAAAGAAACCAAAACUGUGUGUCAGUAGAGUGCAAAACCUAGAGCUAAGUGACUCGAGCCAAGAUGCCCAGCCAGGAAACGUGGCUGCGGCGGUGCAGGAGGAAGAGCAGCUGCAGAAACCGUGGCCCAGACACUAAGGUUUGAUGCACGAGCAGUGAGCGCUGCUGCCGGGGAGCAGCAGGGCCCUGCCGGCCCCGGGGCUGCCGGCACCUCCCGAACCUCCGCGUUCAUCCGGAGCGGGAAGGAGGAAGGCACCGGGACUGCUGCUGAGAGGGAGAAACCUGGGCACCCGAGCAGGGCUGCCACAGAACAUAUCACACGUGUGCUCCCAAUAUACUCUUUUUUUUCCCUUCUUCUUUUCGAGGGGGAUGGUUUUAUUUUUCCUUUUCCUUCUCUGAUACAGUUCUCAGCUGAGCGUCAUCCAAUGGUUGCAACAACUUAGACCCCCCGGAGAACUGAAUGUUAUAGAAGUUCAUACUAGAGGACCCCAAAGCCUCCAGACAAGCCCCAAAGAGUUACAGCAGACCAUAGAAAAAGAAGGAAGGAGUCUCUGUGGGAUCUCCUGGCACGGCUGAGAAAUUAGGCACCUCCUGGAGAACGUGCGUAAAUUCUGUAAGCCGACUGCUACUGUACUUGUGUAAACGGUCAAUAAAGAUACCUCUGAUAUCUGA